Molecule: messenger RNA, 1050 nt
Organism: Balaenoptera musculus (blue whale)
Lineage: Eukaryota; Metazoa; Chordata; Mammalia; Artiodactyla; Balaenopteridae
Gene: ABRACL
Product: ABRA C-terminal like
Exons: 3
Coding region: 398-643 (81 amino acids)
Biological process (GO): regulation of actin filament-based process
Source: RefSeq, a predicted model, not a curated record
AGAUCCCUGGCUCCGAGCGGCGCGUGGGGAAAGGCGGCGGUAAUCGAAGCUGUGGGCGCGUUUUCCUAGAAGCCUCCAGCGCUCCGCCACCUGUCUGGAGUCCGCCCCCGUCUCGGGCAUCUCCUCUCCUGACUUUCCUCCUCAUAGGCUUGUCCCUGGGAGUGUGGGCGGCCGCAUUCCUGAGCACCGAAACUCUCACCCCCCUCCCCCCGCUAGCCUUCCUCCUCCUGCACACCAGCCUUUCUUUUCUGCCUCAGUCACUUCCUUCCUCAGCUUCUUCCUCCCCAGUGUGUUGAAGAAGAUAACCAGCCCGCGCCGACGCAGCCCCAGUUUUCUCGGAAUAGAAAAGGAGGCGGAGAGGUGAGUGAUUGCCCUGGCAAGAUGAGGCCAGGCAGCAAUGAAUGUGGAUCACGAAGUUAACCUCUUAGUGGAGGAAAUUCAUCGUCUGGGUUCAAAAAAUGCUGAUGGAAAAUUAAGUGUGAAAUUUGGGGUCCUCUUCCGAGAUGACAAAUGUGCCAAUCUCUUUGAAGCACUGGUAGGAACUCUCAAAGCUGCAAAAAGAAGGAAGAUGAUUACGUACCCAGGAGAGCUACUUUUGCAAGGUGUUCAUGAUGAUGUUGACAUUAUAUUGCUGCAAGAUUAAUGUGGCUUGCAUAGCUUUGUUUAUUGUGUUUUUUGUUUGUUUGUUUCUGGUAAACUGGAAUAUUACAUCAAAGGACAAACAUAUUAGCAUACUUAAUGUAUUUUUAUAGAACUUUAUAAACAAAAGGAGACUCAUUUUAGAAGCCUGUCCUUUUUUAUAUCUUGAAAGCAAAUUUAUGUAUUACACUGUAAAAUAAACAAAACCUAUUAUUUUUCUCAGGAAUCUGGCUGGAAAAUGUAGGCAAUGAGGCUUUUUUGGUGGGGAUGCAAGAGUGUUUGUUUCAUAAAUCAUUCUUAGAUAAUUUCUACAGACAUUUGACAUUCUAUGAAAUCAAGAAGCAAACUUGAAGACCAGCUCCCACAAUGAAUGUAAUGUUUAUGUAAUAAAAGCAUGUAACUCUCUUAAAA